AUGGCGACUAUCACAGAAACAACCACGGGCGUGGGCGUUCAAUCGUCGCAAAACCAAGAUAUCGCGACUCGCCUGCUGAAUGGUACUUUCCACGCGAGCCACCCUCCAUUCGAACAAUUCGCGACCAUUGAUGGGCUGCUCAAGUCGCAUGCGGCUCAGCCUGAUGAAUCCAAGGUCCCACUGAUCUGCUAUCCGAUCCGGGGUGCUGCUGACUUUGAAGAACACACGGCUGGUGAUAUCGACCGCUAUACGGAUGUCGUUGCUCGAUAUUAUAUGGAGCGAGGUCUCCCGCCUGCCGAUCCGAGUCUUGAAGAGGCACCGGUGGUUGCGAUCCUCGUUGGCUCCAGCUUCGAGGUUAUUCUGACCAUGUUUGCUUUGAAUCGUCUCGGAUAUGCCGUACUCUUCCUAUCAACACGCCUCACAGCCCCAGCAUAUGUACGCUUGCUUCAAAUGACAAGCUGUACACAUCUAGUUAUCGCCAAACAGUUUGAACAGACGGUGCAAGAUAUCUGCGCAGAGCGACCUGGCUGCAGCAGUUUCCCUGUCCUGCAGCGGGGGGACUGGUUCAAUCGUCAACCUAGCUCACCGCGUUUCGCACGAUCUAACGUCGAUCCAGCUCGAGAGGGCAAGAAGAUUGCUUGGAUCCUGCACUCUUCUGGAAGUACUGGCCAUCCCAAGCCAAUCUUCCUCACCAAUCUCCAGACCCUGGCCAACUGGCGCAAGAGCUUUGGCUUCCGUUUCUUCACUGCCAGCCCUCUGUUCCAUUCAUUUGCUCUCAUGGAGUUGGGUCGGGCAUUUUAUACGCGAGCAACGACAUAUUUCGGCAAUCACUCUCUGCCAACUACAUAUCAGAACCUCUACGAUGCUCUCCAGGUGGCACAGCCUGAGCAAUUCAGCGCUGUCCCGUAUGUCAUCAAACUUCUGGCAGAGAAGCCCGAGGGCAUCAAAGUGCUAGCCAAACCUCAGAUCGUGCUUUUCGGAGGGUCGAGCUGCCCAGAUGAUUUGGGUGAUCGUCUCGUUGCGCAGGGCGUCAAUUUGGUUGCAAACUACGGCGCCACAGAGACCGGUCAAAUCAUGACCUCCUUCCGGCCUCCAGGCGAUAACGAGUGGCAAUAUAUGAGACUUCAUCGGCCAGUGGCUGAUUUUACCCUGAUGGACGAGAUCUCGCCCGGAGUUUUCGAGUGCGUUGCACUGGAUGGCUUACCCAGUAAAGGACCCUCGAACUCCAAACCACCCUUUAGCGAAAAGAACCCAGAGAACAGCUUCCGGACGGCCGAUUUGUUCACUCGGCAUCCUGAUCCCAAGAAGAGCAACUAUUAUAAAUACCUGUCUCGACUGGAUGACCGAAUCACUCUUGUGAACGGCGAGAAAGUGCUUCCAAUUCCAAUUGAAGGUCGGAUUCGAGAGGAGCCUCUCGUGCGAGAGUGCGUCGUUUUCGGCUUCCAACGUACUGUGCCUGGAGCCUUGAUCUUCCGUGCAGCGGACAAGGCAACGGAUCUGAAAGAUGAAGAGUUCUUGGAAGCCAUUUGGCCCGCUGUGGAGGCCGCAAAUUCCAGGGCAGAAACUUUCUCUCGUAUCCCCAAGGAAUUGAUCGUGGUGAAAGGUGCCGAUGUGCCGUACGCUGGGACAGACAAGGGAACCUUUAUCCGAGCUCAGGUCUACCAGCAAUUUGCCGAAGAUAUCGAGACGGCCUAUGUCAACUUUGGUGGAAAUGGUAAGAAGGGCGAGCUUGCCUUGAGUGUGCCGGAACUGGAGGAUUGGUUGCUGGCACGCUUCCGUGACGAUCUCGAUGUCCCAUUGUCAAGCGCCGAUUCCGAUAUUUUCUCUGCUGGUGUCGACAGCUUACAGACAACACAGAUCUGGAGGUACAUUGUGCGUGACCUGGAUCUUGGAGAGAGCGGUAAUGAAUUGAGUCAAAACAUUGUUUUCGAGAAGGGCACAGUCAGUGCUCUCGCAAAUCAUCUCUACCAGAUGCGAACUGGACAGGAAUUCGAGGCCGAAGAUGAAGUUCAGAUUAUGCAGGAAAUGAUCGAGAAGUACUCACACUUCACUCGACACUACCCAACUAUCUCGCAGCAGCCCGACAAGGAGGUUGUGAUUGUCACCGGUGGCACGGGCAACCUGGGGGCCUUCAUCGUCGCGGAAGUCCUCAAGCGGCCCAACGUCUCCGAAGUUUGGGCCCUCGUUCGAGCUCCUGGACAAGCAGCAGCGGGUGCUCGUCUCUCGAAAGCACUGGCUGACCGCAAAAUUACUCUCACGGAUGACGAGGCCGCCAAACUUCGGGCUGUUCCUAGCGACAUGUCGCAGGCCAACCUGGGCUUGGAUGGGUAUGUCCUCGAACACUUACUUUCAUCAUUGACGUGCGUGAUUCACAGUGCCUGGGCUGUCAACUUCAAUCUCGGCGUGCGAUCCUUCGAGCAGCAACACAUCCGGGGAACAUACAAUCUCAUCAACUUCUGUCUUCGCUCUAAGUUACCAACCCCUGCACAGUUCUUCUUCUGCUCAAGUGUCAGCACAGCCAGCGGUACCCCCAAGCCCGCAUCAAUUCGCGAAACUGCAAUUGAAAACCUAAAUCACGCACAGAACACGGGCUAUGGUCGCUCAAAGCUGGUCACUGAACAUAUCACCCGAAAUGCCAUGCGACAGACUGAUAUGCAGGCUCGAGUUCUGAGAAUCGGACAACUCGGUGGCGACACUGUGAGCGCUCAGUGGAAUGAAACCGAAGCUGUUGCGCUCAUGUUCCGCAGUGCAUUGACGACUGGUGCCCUUCCUGAACUCCCGGAGAACCCGGCCUGGUUGCCCGUUGACCAAUGUGCGCAAGCCGUUGCAGACCUCGCUAUGAAGGGAACCGGGGCAAACCUGGAGGUGGAUUUGGUGUAUCACUUGGUCAACCCGAAGUCCUUCAGCUGGAAGGAUGACUUGCUCCCUGCGCUGAAACAGGGCUCGGCUCUGCCGGAGUUUGAGGUUGUUUUGCCACAGGAGUGGCUUCAGCGAUUGGCGUCUAGCGAGCAGGAUCCAGAGAAGAACCCGAGUAUCAAGCUCAUUGACUUCUGGCGUAGCAAGUAUGGGGGGCUUGGCCAGACACGAGUGGAUGACUCGACUCCACAACAGAAAGCGCCAGGCCUUGACUUUGAGACUGAUCGCACUGUUCAAGAUUGUCCGUCCCUGGGUCUUCUCAAGGAUCCCGUUGCCGAGGGCUUGAUAAACAGAUACAUUGAGUCCUGGAUGCAGCGAUGGACGAAGUAA
Messenger RNA from Penicillium daleae, 3246 nucleotides. RefSeq lists its product as uncharacterized. The coding region runs from base 1 to 3246 and encodes 1081 amino acids. The record is from RefSeq and is a predicted model, not a curated record. Lineage: Eukaryota; Fungi; Ascomycota; Eurotiomycetes; Eurotiales; Aspergillaceae. The transcript is spliced from 2 exons.